This is a messenger RNA of Radiomyces spectabilis, 745 nucleotides long. RefSeq lists its product as uncharacterized. The record is from RefSeq and is a predicted model, not a curated record. Bases 44 to 607 code for a protein of 187 amino acids. The transcript is spliced from 3 exons. Lineage: Eukaryota; Fungi; Mucoromycota; Mucoromycetes; Mucorales; Radiomycetaceae.
CCCAGAAAUUCGAAACCGCGUAUCCCUUCUUCUUCCUUGCACCAUGUCCGACAGCCCUGAUCACACUUCCACAUCGCCACAAACGCCCACGCCUCUGACACGAGAAGAAGAACUGCUCAAAGAGAAGCAGGAAUGGGUUAAAUCCAUUCGCCUGAAAUUCUGCCGUCGUCCUGAAUUCGAAAUCACAAAAAACAUGAUCCAUGACGACGGAACCCUGAAUCAAGAUUAUUUCCGCCCCCCAAAAGGCAGCAAACCAGAGGAAGUACGAAAGUGGACUGAUGUAGAGAAGAGUCUGCUCAUUGAGGGUAUCGAGAAACAUGGUAUUGGUCACUUUGGUGAAAUUUCAAAGGAGCUGUUACCGAAAUGGUCCACCAACGAUUUGCGCGUCAAGUGUAUCCGCUUGAUUGGUCGACAAAAUCUUCAGUUGUAUCGAGGCUGGAAAGGCAACGCUGACGAUAUUGCUCGAGAAUAUGAGCGAAACAAGGAAAUUGGUCUCAAAUACGGUACAUGGAAGCAAGGUGUUCUUGUGUACGACGACGAUGGAUUGGUGGAAAAAGAGCUUUUAGCAUCCAAGGCGCAGGAAAAUGAUAUUGAAAUGAGCGGAUAAGAAGUCACUGUGCCUUGCGAAUCUAGUGUAUAUAUAUUUUGCUGAAGACAACCAUGCUAUGCCCGAUCGAGUGAUUGCAUUUUAAAAGAAAAAACUAUUUCAUUCACAAUCAUUUUUAUAAAAACUCGUUUUUCGUGC